Molecule: messenger RNA, 596 nt
Organism: Prorocentrum cordatum
Lineage: Eukaryota; Dinophyceae; Prorocentrales; Prorocentraceae
Source: the annotation of a GenBank genome assembly
AGGCGAGAGUGGUGUUCGACACUGGUAGUACGAACCUGUGGGUGGCCUCCGUCCUCUGCCACACCUACCCGUGCCCGGCGGAAAACGAGAACAAGUUCUACGACCCGAAAAAGUCUACAACGCAGGAGGCCUUCACUGGCACUGACCUGACGAGGGAUCCAGGCGCGGACAUCGAUAUCAUGUUCGGCACCGGGGAGCUGCGCGGGCCUCUGCACGUCGACACGUACAGGGUCGGCCCCCUGAGGGUGAAGCAGCAGCCGUUCGCCAUGAUCCGGGAGAUGAACGGAGAGGUCUUCGCCGCGUUCCCCUUCGAGGGCAUCCUGGGCCUCGCGUUCAAGUCACUGUCCUUCGGCGGGAUUGAGCCGUUUUUCGAGCGGGUCAUCCAGCAGAAGCUGCUCGAGCACAACGAGUUUGCCUUCUACCUGAACGUGGACAGCACGAAGCCGAGCGCGCUGCUCUGGGGAGGCAUCGACCAGAGCCUGUACGAGGGCCCCCUGCGCAUGUUUCCAGUGGUGCAGGCUGGGGCGGACGGUGCCGCUGCUGCUGGCCUCCUUCCCCACUGCUCGUCGUUUGAGCUGACCUUGGCCACAUCGUGA